Messenger RNA from Dimorphilus gyrociliatus, 969 nucleotides. NCBI's taxonomy places the organism in Eukaryota, Metazoa, Annelida, Polychaeta, Dinophilidae. The record is from the annotation of a GenBank genome assembly.
AAGUCAUAGAAUGUUUUACAUUUUUUUAUUACACGUUUCGAAAAUAAUAACAUUAUAACGCUUUUAUAACCUUUGAGAAUGAAUGCGAGGGAAAUUUCAGAUGUGGAGAGUGUAGCUAAGCUGAAAGAUCGCCUGCAGAAGGAUAUUUAUGCGUGCGAUCUACGUUUGAGUAUCUUUUUUGCGGCCUUAACUAGUUAUAAACGGUCGUCAGUCUGCAGACCUGUACCAGCGAAGUUUGUUAAAGAGGAGGUCGAUUACGACUCUAUGCUGAAGUUUUUCAAAAAUAUACCACCUUUAACUGAAGUAUUAGAAAAUAUUGACACCAUCACAAGCGAUCAGAGAGAGCUGUUAAAUUGGGCAGUAGAUGAAAGACAGUACUCUUUGCAAUCUCGACCAUCCUCAUUUUUCCCUACUGUUUCUAUGCUUUGCGGCCAGAUUCAAUCAACCAUUAAACCCGAUUUUAUCUUUGAAGUUACUUAUUCUCCAAUAGUACAACAAAAGUUUAAUAACUUAGCUCGGGAUCACCCAACUGUAUUUGCUUAUCAUGGUAGCAGUUUAGAAAAUUUUCACUCGAUUACGCAUUAUGGAUUACAAAAUCAUUUGAAUAAGACCUCUCUUUUUGGAGAAGGUACCUAUUUAUCAACUGAACUACACGUCUGCUUGAACUUUUCUUCUGUCUUUCAUAUUCUGCGCGAGAAUCUAAUCGGAAAACGAUUACGAUGUAUUGCCGUAUGCGAAGCAGUCGACAAUCAUGCGUGGGUUAAACGAGGCGAAACUAAUAAAACGAAGGUUCCGGAAAAGUACCUGGUGGCAACCAACAACGAAGCGGUAAUAAUUCGCUAUUUACUUAUCUACAAAUACGAUAAAGGAAAGAAAUGGGGAUCGUUUUGGUUAAUAAUUUUUGGAUAUUGCUUAAUACUUUUAGCAAUUGCUUUGUACAAUUCGUCUAUUUUCAAGCGUAACUUCUAA